Molecule: messenger RNA, 571 nt
Organism: Entrophospora sp. SA101
Lineage: Eukaryota; Fungi; Glomeromycota; Glomeromycetes; Entrophosporales; Entrophosporaceae
Source: the annotation of a GenBank genome assembly
UUCAACUACAUUUGCAGAAAUUUUUAAUUCACAAAAUUUCAGUGAUAUUAAAUUAAUGGUAGACGGGCAAAUAGUAUACGCGCAUCAAGUUAUAUUGGCACAAAGAUCACAUUAUUUUAAAACUUUAAUAAAAAAUGAUUGGAUGCUUGAGAUUAAAGAAUCCAAACCAAUUCAUAUUCAAGAGGUGAAAUAUGAAAUUUUCUAUAACAUAUUAUAUUUCAUCUAUUCAGGUAAAUUGUUAGAGGUAAAGGAUGAAACAGAUCAUGCAAAAAUUACAAAACUUCAAAAAAUCUAUAUUGAUGCAGAAAUGCGUAAAACUCUUGAAGUGGACGCAUUACAUGAACUUAUAGAAAUCGUCAUAUCGGAAAUGAUAUCGUUGAUCAACAUGAAAACUUGGGAUAGCUUACUUAUAUUUUCUUGGGAAAAAGAUCUUUUACGAUUACGAAAAUCAAUUUAUCGUUUUGCAAAACGUAAUUGGAAUGAAAUUCGUGAAAGUGAAUUGUUUAAAAAUAUUUUGUGUGAAGCAAAUGUUGAUAUUAUUGAAGAAUUAAUUGUCUCGGUUAAAAUAUGA